Molecule: messenger RNA, 2006 nt
Organism: Bursaphelenchus xylophilus (pine wood nematode)
Lineage: Eukaryota; Metazoa; Nematoda; Chromadorea; Rhabditida; Aphelenchoididae
Source: the annotation of a GenBank genome assembly
AUGUCAAGGGUCGAAGAUUUCUUGGAGCACUUGUGUCAGCCAAUCGAUAAAUUGGAGAAAAAAGCAGGUUACACCAAAAAUGACAUUUGAUGAUUUUUAUUAGGGUGUCCCAUAAGUCUUGCAAAUUUUUGGGUCGUCGACUUGUGCGAAUUCUUGUAAGCUUUGAAACGCAUCACGGAGUAUGUUCGAUGUACUGGUUUGAAGCUCAGAUAAAGUGCUUCUAAAUCGUAUUUGACAAGGCCACAUAAGGUCACCUGCUACCCACACUACCCCGAUAUUGUACUAGACAUUAAGAAAAAUUUUGCCUGCUGAUUUUAAACUGGAUAUAUGCUUUGUAAAAAUUGAUCGGUUGGCCCACUAAACGUGAAAAUAGGACGCAUGAGAGCUUUGGAUCUUAUUCUAGUCCGUGUUGGGAUACAGGCAUGGGUACUUUUGUGGUGGUUUAGCCAACAUGAAAACUGUUGCACUCAUGUUUUUCUGACCUAGUAUUUCGAAGGUAGAACGUUCUGGCCGUAGCUGCGCAUCGUGUGUAAUCUACGCUUGCUUGUGAACAUAACGCAGCUGUAAUUACCGCCUGUAUCAGUUUUUUGCUUUGAGAUAUACAAAAUUCAAAAUUUUCCCGAUUAUUUUUAAAAUUUACGGAAGAAUUAUAAAAUUGAGUGUUUUUUCAGCUCCUAGCACCCGUAUCACAAAAUCCUUUUGCUAAGAUAAAAUACAUAUGUCACUGUUUAGAACACACUGCACUACAAUGUUGUUUGUAUCCAUGCCAACUUUUUUGCUGUUGAGUAAAUGCACCUCAUUUUUUCAAAUUUUCUUGGGUUAGCGAUAAUUCAGAACAAGGUAGCCAACGGAUCCGUGCUUAAAACGCAUAAAUGUAAUGCUAUUUUGAUUGUGGUAGCGGCGCGACCUGAGAAACCACCCUCAAAAAAUGUUAUACGCAAAAGUAUAUACAUCGUGAUAUUCUCCAUGGCGCCUGAUACAAGAAACCUACAGGACAGCUUCAUAAGAUCUAAUUCAGUGGAAAGCGCCGCUUAUUUAGAAACAGAGUACUCAGUAGAUUUAUUAGAAAGUGUGGUUGCAAGGGUUCAGCCUCACUUACCAAAGAACGGAAUCGUUUUCCUAACCCUUCCCAAAACUGGAUGAUAUUAAAGAACGUCGAGUAUUUGCCCGGAGGGUCCGUGUUUAGUUAAAAUUUUUAUGCUGUUAACAAGUGUAAGAGACGGUAGUUCUAACAGUACCAAACAUUAAGCAGUACAGUUCUCUAGGCCCUCGAAAUAAAGCGUUAGUUCUUAAACCCAAAAAUUUGCAAGACUUAUGGGACACCCUAAUACUAAACGUUUAUGCUUUCUCAGUCAUUUUUUAGAACGGCACAUUUCGUAAAUUCAUCGCUGCCCUACAAUACAUCUGUCUUCUAUUGCAUGUGUACGCACAGAUUCUACAGUAAGUCACCGUUUUAAUAGUAUUUAAUAAUAUAUGAGGCUCUGUACAACUAAACCAUUUGUUAGCAGUAAAAUCUUCAUAAGUUGCAAGAGAAAGUUUUGCGGGGAAAGUGAACCUCCGCACAUUAAAAAAUUUCUAUAAUGAACAAGUUUUUGGCCCGCUUACAAUUCGUUGUCCAUUGAGUUAACCGUAUAAAAGCACUUUCAAUAUUCAGAUACAUCUUCAUCGUCUCCUACAUCUACUACGGUGACUACUUGACCGCAAUAGCGCCAACCGUUUGUUGUAUCGCCUACAUCAUCACAUAUAUUGGCUCAUGGCGGCGCAUUCGUUUUCUGCUGAUACCUAACGUUGUCGCAGACUUACUGGUCCCCUUCUUCUAUACGUAUGUUGCUAUUGCAUUGUUCGUUGAGGCCGGAAGUGAUCAGGUCAGUCGAUAUUUCGCUGGAAACACUUCUGGCGAACUUCAACUUACAGCAUUGUUUUUACUGACCUGCUCCGUCUCGCAAUGGCUGUUUCUGUUCGUGUUGUAUCGGGAUUACUUUUGGAUCAAACAUAAUAAACUAUAA